Trichomycterus rosablanca is the source of this 4838-nucleotide messenger RNA. It is a transcript of the gene map3k22, whose product is annotated as mitogen-activated protein kinase kinase kinase 22. The coding region runs from base 331 to 2202 and encodes 623 amino acids. Gene Ontology annotation, biological process: protein phosphorylation. The transcript has 18 exons. Gene Ontology annotation, molecular function: ATP binding; protein binding; protein kinase activity. NCBI's taxonomy places the organism in Eukaryota, Metazoa, Chordata, Actinopteri, Siluriformes, Trichomycteridae. The record is from RefSeq and is a predicted model, not a curated record.
AGCGACAGGAUAAAGUUUUCACACUCCGCGCACAUUGUCAUUGUCUAAAACGAAUCAGACUUUCACACUGGAUUACUGACCUGGAUAAAGCAAGGCUGAAAUUCCAGAUCUGUGAAGGUUGGAUGUAUGAAGAGCUUCUCAAAAGUGCGCACAGUUUCCGGAUCUUUUCCUGUACUCUGCAUUUCACUCUGAGAACUGAUUUCUUCUGCUGUUUUUUCCUCUUCAUUACUGCAUUACAGCAGAAUGAAAACAGACACUUGAGGCUGAAGCGUCCGCGUCCGGCUGAAGAAGUCGAGCGCUGCAGCUCGGGUUCAACACGGCCACUUCCUGAUGAUGACAGUAAACAUGGAUAACGGUCUCCAAAAUGGGCCCGGACAACACAGGAACACACAAGAAGAUGAGAAGGCUCUCCAGUCCAUCAUGAAGGACCUGGCAGCUCUGGGCUCCUACCAGCUCAACAGCAGCAACAGCCACAAACUAAAGAGCAGAAGCCAGACCUACAGACUGGAUUUGCGCGUGAAGCUGGAGCAUGAGCGAGAGAAACGGAUUAUUCCUUUCCAAAGGCCGCUCAAGUUCAAGGAGCUUUUGCAAAAAGUCACGGAGGCGUUUGGUCAGCAGAUGGAUCUUUACUACACCGACAGAGAGACGUUGGUAGCUCUGAAGUGUCAGGAGGAUUUGGACCGGGCCUUGUCGUGUUUAAGCUCUGCUUCAGGAACAAAGGGCCUGCUGAGAGUCGUGCUGAAAACUCCCACCAACAACCAUUUUCUGCAGGUGAACAGUAGAGAUAAGCAGAGUGAGAUGAAAUCGUCUCGCUCUCUUGGAGAUCUGAAAGGCUCUCUGCUUAAAGGCUCCGAACGAGUGCGCAAACACUCCACGGGCUCUCUGCAGACGGGCAGGAGCUCUCCACCACCGGGCAGCGUGCCUGAGGAGCAGCAGCAGAUCGCGCGCCAGGGUUCCUACACCAGCAUCAACAGUGAGGGAGAGUUCAUCCCUGAGACCCAUGAUCCCAAUAUCAUGUCGCCGUUUGGAAGUACGGAUCACUCUCUCUCCAGCAGCUGCCAGUCACUGGAUCAGGCACUCGACAGUCCUCCGUUCUCACAGAACAACCGGGACAACAAUUACCUGAACCUCAACUACGACUAUAAAGGUCGUCACGGGAAACAUGGAACUUUUCCUCGGCAGUUCCCCUUUUCCCAUCGCAGCAAGGACUACGGCGACGGUCGGAGCACUUUCCCACGCAGCUUCAUGCCGCAGGAGAACCUGUUCCAGCUGGUUCCAUCGAGUCGUACGCGCAGUUAUAACGGCGACACUACGUUACCGUACAGAGGAGACCUGCACUCCAUCAGCUGGAGCGAAAAGAAGAGCCAGCGCAGUGCUGCGAAAUCCCCGCGGGCACCAGUGAACUGGCGGCAGGGAAAGCUCCUGGGUCGUGGCGCCUUCGGUGAGGUUUACCUCUGCUACGAUGCCGACACGGGUCGAGAACUGGCCGUCAAACAGGUCCCCUUCGACCCAGUCUGUCAGGAGACCAGCAAGGAAGUGAACGCUCUGGAGUGUGAGAUUCAACUGCUGAAAAAUCUCUGCCAUGAGCGAAUCGUACAGUACUACGGCUGCCUGCGCGACCCUGAACAGAGGAAGCUGUCCAUUUUUGUGGAGUUCAUGCCAGGGGGUUCGAUCAAAGACCAGCUGAAGGCGUACGGGGCUCUGACGGAGAAAGUGACGCGCAGAUACACCAGGCAGAUCCUGCAGGGAGUUUUCUACCUCCACAGCAACAUGAUCGUACACCGAGACAUUAAAGGUGCUAACAUACUGAGGGACUCGUCGGGAAACGUCAAACUGGGAGAUUUUGGUGCCAGCAAGCGCAUUCAGACCAUCUGCAUGUCCGGCACUGGCAUUAAAUCAGUGACUGGCACCCCCUACUGGAUGAGCCCAGAAGUGAUCAAUGGAGAGGGUUACGGACGCAAAGCUGACGUGUGGAGUGUGGCGUGCACCGUGGUGGAGAUGCUCACCCAGAAGCCGCCGUGGGCGGAAUACGAAGCCAUGGCGGCCAUCUUCAAGAUCGCCACGCAGCCCACCAAACCCAACCUGCCCGAGGGCGUAUCGGACGCCUGCAGGGACUUCCUGAGGCAGGUCUUCGUGGAGGAGAAGUGGCGCCCGACGGCCGAGGGGCUGCUCAGCCACCCGUUCGUCCAGGGCGGCUUCUGAUGCCACCGAUGAUCACCACUCUGGGAACCUGGCGCCCUCUGACAGCCCACUCUAAACAAACCAGAGCCUCAGCAGGGACCUGGACCACGGAGGGUCUUGUGGUCUACAGGUGCAUCUGCGGCCAUUGUGGUUUGUUCACACGACUUCCUUUAGCAUCACAAUACUCCAGAUGCAUCAAAUUCAAUGUACAUCAAGCUAAAAAAAAAUCAUGCCAUUAAUAUUACAUGGACAAAAGUAUUAGGACGCCCUUCUAAUUUUUAAAUGUAUGUGUUUCAGCCGUAAGAAUUGCUAACAUGUGCAAUAAAUCAAUUAUAUAAAGGUAAUAAUAUUCUUCCAACGGUUUAGGGAAUGCCCUCUUUUGUUCCUGCAAAAAAACAAGCUCUAUAAACCAUGAAGAAAAGCUCGGUUUAAAGAACCUCUAGUGGUCCGCACAGAGCUUUCUUGACCAAGUUAUAAAUGCUCGUUCGACUUCAUAGGCAUACAUUCCCACAGUCAUACUUCGAAGUCUUAAUGUUCUAGCUGAAAAGAUCACACAGGUCACUCUGUUUUAACACCAUUUGUUUUUAAAAUGGGUCCAAAAAGCUCAUGGUCAGGUGUCCGAAUACUUUUGGCCAUACAGUGUAUAAUAAAUUGACCAUAUUUUGAGUGUUAAAUGAAUGAACAGCUCCUGCUUUUCCUGCAGUCAGAUAUUCUGAUCACAAUUUGAUUCAGAGCUGUAUUAUCUGCCCUAAUUUGGCAUUUAAAUAAGGGUGCAUCUGUUCCAGCAGAAUAAAAAAGAAUUAUGGGAUUAACAUAAUCCAAAAAGCGAACGGAAACUGUAAGAUACUCGGUUGAGUAGUUCACUUAGGCUCUCUACGUCUGAUGGUUAGAAUCUAACCAAGUUCAAAUAACAUUAAUGAGAAUUGAGAAGGACGAUUUUUUUUUAUCUAAGGUUUUUAUAAGCACUCGUAUAUGUGUCACUGUAAACUAAACGCACGUUUUCACACGUGUAUCCAAGACCUUCUAACAUUCAGGAUGAUGAAUGCCCUUUUUUAUUCACCGCCUGAUGUUUGUACUGAGGAGGCUCACGGUGUCUCAGCAAUAGUACUGAAGUACAGUACACACAGGAGACCAACAGUCGUUCAGUUUUCCAGACUUGAUUGUAUUCAUACUGUCAGAACAACCAAAGAUUGUACUAAACAUGAAGUAUAUGCAGCUGUAUCUGAAGGUAAAUUCCGUUAGCCGAUCAAUCGGGCGUCUACAUAAAGCCGUGAUCGUCUGUUUCUUAGGGGAGGACGGGUCUAGUCCCCGCGACGGACUGGUGUCCUGUCCUGAGUGUGUUACAGCAUUGUGGUCAGUGCUAACACAUGAAAAUAGAAUGAAAAGAAAGAUAUGUAGUAUUGUAAUGUUUACAUUUGUUUAAGCACUCCCCGUCUUUGCGAUGGCGCUCAUGCAAGUUCCUUUUGAUAAAAUCUUUACAUUCACACGUCCGACUCUGACUGUGUUUUGGAUGCAAACUGUUUUAAACCAGCAGCAAUCAGGUCAUACUUCAUAUCCUGGUUUUAUUUGUUCUUACUGAGAAGAAACAGCUUGUGUUUGUUGUGUAGACAUGAAUUGCGCAGAUGUUUUCAUCUGGAAACAUCUGGCAACCUAGGAAAAGUGUACUGCACACAUUUCCAUCAUAUAAAUGAGUCGAUGAGGAAACAAACCUGCUGCUUACGUGAAACAAAUCCUAAUGCAAAUAACUUCCUUCUGUAUCUUUUCUCACAUCAUUCAGGCCCCUGUUGUCUUCUAACAUCCCACUAUUUACAUCUGUGAUGAGGAGGAACAUGCAGGAAAACAAAAUAAUCAAAGUGUUCGGUAAAGAUUCCAUAUCAGUGUUUUAUUUCUCAGUACAGAUACAGCGAGUGUUCAUCACUUCACCCACCUUCAGAUCAGCUGCAGUAAUCACCACGACCCAGUGCCUUCUCUGUUUUUUAUUAUACUUUCUCUGAAAUGAUGCCAGUCCUGUCUGAAAUGUCUCUCCACGUGUCCUGGUGGAGUUGAAGAGUGGAGGUGGUGAAUGAUGCUGUUUUUGAUAUAGAGAUUUUCUACGGUGAUGAAGAUUGUAUGUAAACAGUGUUUAUAGGGAAACUACACACCCUUUAAUCCCAGACCCACGUUCAGAUGCGUUCCUUCAGUGUAUAGACCAAGUGCAUCUCAGGUGCAUAAUGUCAUUACAUCAAAAAUCAAUACAUAAAAAUGUUUCUUUUGAAAGAUUUAAGUUUGCACUUCAAUGUUUAUGCUGAAUUUAAGAUUUAUUGCUGAUCACUGAAGUUUUAUCGAAGGUGUCGUGCACAAACAAGCAACAAAAAACUAUGUUAAGCUCCCAACCUUGAAUUUAGAGAUGUGAACGUCUCUCUGAAGGGUGUGUACGCUCCCUAAAAACACUGUAGAAAUUGUACUGCACUUUUUAUAUUCUAAAUACUUUAGUCACUAUAUUACCGAAUUUAUAAGAGCUGGAUUUCUGAGUAAAUGAUGAAAACGGUUUCUCUGGUUUUUGAUUGAGGCUAGGAAUGAAAGACGUUCUUUACUGCCUUGAUGAAGAAGCCUGAACACAUUCAUUCUGAAAGUCAUUUUGUACAUUUGAAUAAAUAAAGAAAAUGUUUAAAUCCUUA